AUGGCUACAGCAGGUGCCGAACCAUACGGUUCCCCCCUGCGCCACCCCAACUGUCGUCUCUCCGUGAACACCUCCAUCCACAGUCCGCUGAGCUCGUGGUAUAUUGACUCCGCCGAGCCGCAGCGGGGGGUGAUGUCGCCCAUGAGUCCACUGCCGUACCGCAGCCCCGCCAUUUACGUCCGCCGGGAGGACUUCACCCCCCGCCGCUCUUCCCCGAUCGUCGCCGCCCGCGGGGCCCGCACGAGUCAAGAUCGACCCGCCAGCAACGCCAACGGGGGUGUGGGGUCCAUGUCGCCCCGCUGCGGGGUUAUCGCUCAGCGGCGCUAUCAACUCACCCCAACGGAUUACUUCUCCGCCACCGUGCAGGGGGGAAGUCAGCGGAUGGGAUCACGCAGUGGACGGGCACUCUCUUCUACAUUGGGCCGCAGUAGUGGAUUGGGAUCGCCAGCUCGGCAAUCCGCCACCCCGUUGACACAGUCCCCAUUGCUGGAUGUAAACACAGCCUCCAGGCCAUUGUCAGCACGACAAGCACCGUUUCGCUUUUCGCAACAGGAACAACAGGAACAAAAACAAGUACAAUCACAACAAUUAUCACUUCCACCACAACAACAAGGACAACCACAACCACAACCGUAUGUGCAACAGUACAGUUUUCGUGUACAAGUUUCAGGACAGAAGAUAAAGGGUAAUCGAAGGGAUGAUGAUUCCCUUGUUACAAGCAGUAAUGAUUUAUCAAAUACGGAUGAUGGAACUUCAUAUAAUUUAAAGGCCACUCAACAGGAUUGUACAAAUACUCGAACAACUAAAUUAACUCAUAGGCCAGUAAGAGAGUUAACACGAGUGGAAGAUUCUCCAGCACGUACAAAGGUUACUUCCGAAACUUUUCCUAAACAGUUUGUUCAAAAAGUUAUAACUCCUGUAGUACGCCGUCAACAAACACCAGAAUACUAUAAUCCUGUAAGAAAUAAUUCAUCUUCAUUAGAAAACAGUGGGAUUAGUAAUACAGAUCGAAUUGACUUGAAUGGUACUCUUAAUCGUGAAUUUCCUAUUCAUGAGAGCCUUUGUGUUAAUCCUCGACGAAGAAUGCCAAAUAUAGGUACAGUACCCAAUAUGUAUUCAACAAUGCAUACCAUAGUUCCACAGCGUCGUGUUAGGGCGGAAGAGGCUGUGGAAGCAGCACCCCAAUCAAAUGCAGUAGCAGCAUCAGUAACAGCCGCAGCAGCCGCAGUAACAGCAGCAUCAGUAACAGUAUCAGUAACAACAACAACAGCCGCAGCCGCAGCCGCAGCCGCAACUGCAGCCACCUCAGAGACAGCCACAGCGGGAGUAACACCUAUACAAAGCAGUGAUUGCAGUCGAACCAGUACUGAUACCUCAAAUGUUAUAAAUAAUAAUGUGAUUACAAAAACUCCAAUAUUGAUGGAACCAAAGUUUUCUUUUGUUUCUUCACGUUCAAUUAUGCAGCAAUUUGUUCAGAGAUGGCGUAAUCAUUAUGAAGAAAACAAAAGUGCAUACUAUGAAGGAGGAUAUAUGUCAGUUACCCCAGGUAAAAAAUUAAAUUCACGUUAUGUGGUUGUACAAAAACUUGGUUGGGGUGAAUUCAGUACAGUAUGGUUAGCAUAUGAUACAUUACAUACAACAUUAGGCAAACCACAUCAGGCCUUUGUUGCUUUAAAGAUUGCAAAAUGUGAUAAUACCGUAUCACAAAGUACUCAAUAUGAAAUUAAUUUACUUCGUUACAUUGGAGCCAAAUCAGAAGCUGGUACACCUCUUACAAAUCUUGUGGAUUGUUUUGAAGUUAAAGGUGAAUAUGGAUCUCAUGUUUGUAUGGUAAUGCCACUUCAUGGAUCUAAUCUCCUCAGUAUUAUUGAUCAAAUGAAAGCAAAAAAAUGUAUGCGCAGUUCAUCUGAGAUUCGUCUUAUUAAGGAAAUUGUUGCCUCCAUGUUAAUAGGGCUUAAUGAACUUGAUAGACUUGAUAUCAUUCACACCGAUAUUAAACCAGAAAAUGUUCUUUGCUCUUCACCAGAUCCAAAGGUAUUUCAUGUCAUUGAAACCUUUUGUCGUCGUAAUAAAGAACGCUCUACUAUGGUACCAUAUGAGAAAAUACAUGAAUCCAUGUCCCAGGGUGAUCCAAAUCAUCUCGUGCGUCUUGCAGACUUUGGUCUCUCUGCCGCAUUAAAACCACCAGCUACUAUAGCUACAAAUUCAUUACAAGAUGCAAAUGAAGAAAUACUUUUAAAAAGUUUAAUUGGAAGUAAAAAAGAAUUUCCAGUAGAGAAAUCAGGUACUGUAACCAAUUUACGUGGGACGAUGAUUCAAACUCGUGAGUAUCGUGCACCUGAAAUUAUUAUCGGACUUGAUUUUAAUACACGUACAGAUAUUUGGAGUGUGGGCUGUAUGGUAUAUGAACUUAUUACGGGCGAUUUUCUUAUGGAUCCCAAACGUCGUACGAAAAAUGAACGUAUGAUGGAUGUGGAGCAUUUGGCAAUGAUGAUGCAAAUUCUUGGUCCUGUACCCGAUGAAAUUAUUAAACUUCGUACUAAACGAGAUCCACAUAGACCACCACCACGAUAUAUUCAUCGUUAUUUUGAUGAAAAUGGUCGUUUUAUCUAUGCAGAUAGAUAUCGCCUUUACCCAAGACGUCAUUUAGAACGUGAAUUGGAGCUUUAUUUGCCCCCCGCAGAGGCCAGAGAGGCGGGUGGGUUUAUUAUGAAUUGUUUAGAAUCAUACGAUCCCACCAGGCGUCCAUCCGCCCGUUGUCUCCUCGGACACACUUGGCUCGCAGAGGUCACUGGUCAGCAAUAA
Molecule: messenger RNA, 2805 nt
Organism: Trypanosoma theileri
Lineage: Eukaryota; Euglenozoa; Kinetoplastea; Trypanosomatida; Trypanosomatidae
Product: putative protein kinase
Exons: 1
Coding region: 1-2805 (934 amino acids)
Biological process (GO): regulation of mRNA processing; spliceosomal complex assembly; protein phosphorylation
Molecular function (GO): protein kinase activity; ATP binding
Source: RefSeq, a predicted model, not a curated record